AUGGCAGGGCCCGAACAGCCCGACCCCGCCAACAUCGCCAAAAUAUUGCUAUCAAGGCACGACCUCGAGCUUGUCUCCUGCACAACCCUCCAAACGCUCUGGGCCGGCUACGGAAAAAUCAGCGCCAUAACCGCCCGAGCAACAACCGAUGAAGCCGCGAUAUAUGUAAGCAAACUAUGUGGUCUGGAGCCGCGCGGCGCAGGAUCAACCUACCCGCUCAUCUUGAAACUCAUCUCGCCGCCGCCCAGCCAAGAGGGCGCGGAGGAGGAGGGACACCUGCGAAAAAUGCUGAGCUACAAGGUGGAGCAGUAUUUUUAUAGUGAUGCUGUUCCGUUGCUUGGAGAUGAGGUUUCUGUUGCGAAGCUUCUUGCUUCGACGCGGGGUGAUGAUGAAUUGGCCGGAUCUGGGUUGAUAGCUACAAUUAUGGUUGAUUUGAGGCCUGCAUUUCCUGUUACGGGUGGGAAGAGGAGUGUCCUUGAUUCGGUUCAAGUCCACGCGGCGUUGGAGUGGUUGGCUGGGUUUCAUCGUCGCUCUUGGGCGUUGGUGUCUGGUGAUCUUAAGGAGUAUAUCUUGCCUCCGUUUGAGGAAUUGGCACGGAGAAGGAGGACUGGUGGUGGUGGGACGGGACUUUGGCUUAAUGGAGGUUAUACGUAUCUUACUACACGGUGGACAGAGUAUCUUUGGCUGUCCGAGAGCGACUCGGAGUGGAGAGAUGCGCUGUGCUCCUUGAUGCCCGAGGCGGAUAUACGGGUGAGUGUUGCCAUGGUUGUUGCGUUGUUCUUGAUGCCUUGUGGCAGAGCGAUAGAAUCUUAUAUCCAUGGUGAUGUCAAGUCGGAGAAUCUGUUCACAACACGUGAUGGAGACCGGGUCGUGUUUUUCGAUUUUCAGUAUGUUGGGUUGGGUCUAGGAGUCUGUGACCUGGCGAAGCUGUUUACUUGUUCCGUCCCUAUGCACAUGCUUAUCGAGACUGAGGUCCUGCCUAAGAAGUUGAGUAUGUGCGAGGGUGAGAAAGUCCUGUUGCAGCGGUAUCAUACCAGUCUGGUACAGCAUAAAGAUCCCGGAUUCUAUCCGUGGGAUGAAUUCAUACGACAUUGGGAGACUGCGCUAGUGGAUUGGUGUAGAUUCCAGGCUUCUUGGGGAUUUUGGGGCAAUACAGAGUGGCUUGAAGCUCGUGUGAGGUCAAUAUUAGAUGACCAAGAAUGGAGAGAUUGGCUGCUGAAGAGUGUCGACCUUGGUGACAUUGGAAAGAUUGCGAUAUUAAGGUGA
This is a messenger RNA of Talaromyces rugulosus, 1266 nucleotides long. RefSeq lists its product as uncharacterized. Bases 1 to 1266 code for a protein of 421 amino acids. The record is from RefSeq and is a predicted model, not a curated record. NCBI's taxonomy places the organism in Eukaryota, Fungi, Ascomycota, Eurotiomycetes, Eurotiales, Trichocomaceae. The transcript has a single exon.